AUGACCAGCCAACGCAAACCAGUUGUCAGCUUCCUUGGCCCAGUUGCCUCGUACACCCACCAAGCCGUUCGUCAGGCUUUUUCUGAGUCAAUCUGGGAAUUCCAUCCUGCAGUCACCAUAGACGAUAUCUUUGAACAAGUCCAGAAUGGCCAGGUACAAGCUGGUGUUGUGCCCUUUGAGAAUUCCACAAAUGGCUCCGUGGUCUUCACUCUGGACAAUCUAGCUGAUAGAGCCAAUCGCUAUCCGGACAUUACCGUUGAUGGCGAGACAUAUGUGGACGUACGCCACUGCCUUGUUGGUCACAAGAGCACUGUACCAGUCGUUGAGGAUGCAGCUGAGGGAUCCGGCACUUGCACACCCACAGCCACGGCCCCUUCACCUUCUAGGCCACGGUCCAAACCCCUGGCCAGCCUUAAGCGCAUCCAGCGGCUAUACUCGCACCCUCAAGCAUUCGGUCAAUGUACAGCUUUCAUCUCCACCUAUCUUAAGGGUGUCGAAAUUUUCGAGGUUAGUUCGACCAGCAAGGCAGCCGAAAUUGUGAGCAAGGAUACAACAGGCACCUGGGCUGCCAUCUCCAGUGAGCUCGCUGGUCAACUUCACGGUCUCGAUUUCUUAGGUAAAUCAAUUGAAGAUCGAGAGGAUAACACCACUCGCUUCUUGGUGAUUGGAACCAACGCCGCGGGCCCGAAAGACCUGGAAAAAACCAAACAAGCCGUAGCUCAAAAGGGAAGCAAGUCACUGGUCUCUUUCACAGUGCCUCACACAUCACCGGGUGCUUUGGCGGAUGCACUCAGCUGUUUCCGCGCUUUUAACCUCAACUUAACCAGUAUCAACAGCCGCCCAAGCCUUGUGCAGCCCUUUCAAUAUAUAUUCUUCGUCGAAUUCGAGGGCCACAAGUACGACGACCCAGAAGGGCGCGUCAAUGGUGCGCUGGACAAGAUUGGCCGUGUGGCCGAGAGUUGGAGGUGGCUUGGAAGCUGGGAAAAGCAUACAUAA
Molecule: messenger RNA, 996 nt
Organism: Fusarium sp. VM40
Lineage: Eukaryota; Fungi; Ascomycota; Sordariomycetes; Hypocreales; Nectriaceae
Source: the annotation of a GenBank genome assembly